Molecule: messenger RNA, 1365 nt
Organism: Entrophospora sp. SA101
Lineage: Eukaryota; Fungi; Glomeromycota; Glomeromycetes; Entrophosporales; Entrophosporaceae
Source: the annotation of a GenBank genome assembly
AUGUCGUUGUCACAUAUCACUUUAUUGCAUUGUGUUAAAGGCUAUGUUUUAUUUGUUGUUAAAUUGUACCAUAAAAGCGUGCUUACAGAUUCGCCAAAGCUUUUUACUUCAACAACUUCAACGACAACAAAUGUAAAUAAACAAUUAUUUGGUGGCUUCCCUACUUCUACAACAGCUACACCUUUUGCUUUUGUAUCUAGUGGAUUGUCUAGUAAUGCGUCUACAACUAGUAGUAAUGCUACAGAUAAACCAACCAGUUUUGGAAGGUUUAAUUUUCCUGGUGCCUCUACCACAACCUCAACUACAACCAAUGUCCCAGCAUUAUCAUUUGGUGCCAGCACUUCUCAACUUACUACUAAACCAACUUCUACCGGUACUGGUUUAACAAGUUUUGGCGGAUCAACUCCUGGUAGUAACUUCCCUGCUGUUAAUGCUUCGAAUAACUUUGGAUCUACUUUUCAAACUGGUACAUUUGGGAGUGGAAGCUUAUCUAGUAAUGUUGGUGGUCCUACCAACACCACUACAGGUUCAUCGGGAUUAUUUACCUUAGGAGGUGGCGGAGAAAUUUCAAAUGUUAGCUCUACCCCUACAACUAGUUCAUCAGGAUUUUCUUUUGGAGGUAGUAAUUUUUCCACUAAUUCUACCUCUGCAACUACUGGAUCAUCAGGAUUUACUUUAGGAAAUGCAGGUGGAUUUUCCACCCUACAAAAAAGUACAUUUGGUAAUUUCACAACAACAGGAACUAUUGUUCCCACCACCACUACUGCUACUACAACUAAUGCACCAUCUGCAUUUAGCGGACUAAUCAAACCUGCCGAAACUGCAGCACCCACUGCAGCAUCUACUGCAGCAUCUACUCAAAACUUCUUUUCUGGUUUUAAACCAAAUAUUGGCGGAUUUGGACAAACCGCGAAUGUAUCAACAGCUGCAACUGGUUCUACUACUACACCUCAACCUUUAUCAUUCAACACAUCAGGUUUUAAUGCCAAUAAAGGCAAAGAUAGUAUAUUAGGAGGUUUUGGUGCCAAUACUAAAUCAACCUUUCCUACAUCAUCAUUGUCUACCAACACAUCCACACCCACCACCACAGCUCCCCCAAAAUUUCCUUUAUUUGGAAUAACCACUCCAACUUCUACCACAACUGCUGCUGCUGAUACUAAUGUAAUAAAAUCAGCUUCCCAAUCAAGCAGUACAAAUACCACUAAUGCUCCUGCUUCUAAUAAUACAACCACCACUGCUGCACCUUCAAUGUUUUCUGGACUUUCCACACCAAAAACUCAAGGACAAAGCCUAUUCUCAAGAAUCGGAGGAGGUUUUACCUUUCAGCAUCAGGCUAAACAGAUUUUGACAGGCAACCUUAGUUGA